This is a messenger RNA of Rhopilema esculentum, 1108 nucleotides long. RefSeq lists its product as uncharacterized. NCBI's taxonomy places the organism in Eukaryota, Metazoa, Cnidaria, Scyphozoa, Rhizostomeae, Rhizostomatidae. The record is from RefSeq and is a predicted model, not a curated record.
UUGGUUUUUUGGUGCGAAAAGCUUUUCAAAGAUGGCCGCUGUUAAUCUCAGGUAUCUACUGCUACUGAAAGCUCGAUUAUUGAUCAAAAUUUUGCUGCUAAGAAGACGUGAGAGAAGGUUGCAAAAGUACAAGAAAAGGUUUUGGAUAAGGAAGAUCUAUGAAGAACGGGAGCGGAAGGGCGAGUAUCAUCUUUUGAUCAAAGAACAGAGACUACACGAUGCUGAAUAUUUUUUCAGGUGUUUUAGAAUGACUCCUACACUGUUUGAAGAGCUCCUGAAUUGGUUUGGCCCGUUUCUUCAGAAAAACGAUACGAAAAUGAGGAAAGCUAUCCAACCAAGUGAAAGAUUGUCUGUUUGUUUAAGAUACCUGGUGACGGGUGAUGCCCAAGUAACGAUAUCAGCAAGCUUCCGUAUGAGUCCCACAGUUGUUGGGAGAAUAAUCAGUGAGACUUGUGAAGUUGUAUGGAAAGUACUCAGCGCAAAAGGCUUCAUCAAAAACCCAUCAACAGAACUGGAAUGGAAAUCUAUAGCCGAAGAAUUUUCAAGAUUUUGGAAUUUUCCGAAUUGCUUGGGAGCCCUUGAUGGGAAACAUGUGGUCAUGCAAGCACCAGCAAAAUCAGGAUCUUCCUUUUUUAAUUACAAAAAAACUUUUAGCAUUGCCCUUUUGGCAAUUUGCGAUGCAAGAUAUAAGUUCACUCUGGUGGAUAUAGGAGAUAGUGGUCGCCAGAGUGAUGGAAGUGUGUAUAAUUGUAGUAUUUUAGGUUAUGCUAUUGAAAAUAAUCUAUUGCAAAUCCCUGGACCUGCAAAGCUGCCCAACUCAGAAAAACGACUUCCAUUUGUAUUUGUUGCAGACGAUGCAUUUGGACUCAAAACACAUAUGAUGAAGCCCUUCCCAUCACAUAAUUUGUCAUUUGAUCAACGUGUCUUUAAUUAUCGGUUAUCAAGGGCAAGGAGGGUGAUUGAAAACACUUUCGGGAUUGCUGCCAGUAGAUUUCGAGUAUUGAGAAGACCAAUCAUUGCCAAUGUUAGCAAAGUAAUACUUAUCACAAAAGCUAUUGUUGCACUGCACAAUCUACUGAUGUUUAAAAAUUCAUCAACAAACAAUUAA